CUGAAGUCAGAACUCAGUGUGGACCGACAGCUGAAUGGACUCGCGUUAACUUUGCCACGUUCGCUCGUGUUUGUUAGAGAACGGCAGUGAGUUCGGGACAGACUGAGAGCGUUUCUACGUCAUGCCCGCUUGGAACCCGGAGUGCGGGGCGCGCGGCGCGAGCGGCUCGAGCGGCUCCUCGGUGCUGCGCUUCAGUCCCGCAGUGAGCUCGCGCUCCACGCACCGCCGCCGCCACCGCUCGGCCCUGCUGCCUUCCGUGCUCACGUUCGCCGUGAUCGUGGCAUCCGGAGGCCUGCUGCUGCUCAUCGAGAAGGGAUUGCUCAACGGCAUGCACACUCCAUCGCCUCUGGCGAACGGCAGGAAGCCCGAGUACCGGCUCGCGCCGCGGGAUCCAGCUGUGGACGUGGAAUCGCAGAUUUUGCAGGAUAUCCGUAACCGCACAAUCAGGGCGAUGUGUGGCCAUGAGAACACAGCUCACAGCGUGUGGUCUCUCAGCUCGGCGCAGAGGAAAACCCUGCUGCAGCACAUCCUGGUGAACGAGAAGCAUCGCUUCCUCUACUGCUAUGUGCCCAAGGUGGCCUGCUCCAACUGGAAGCGAGUGCUGAAGGUGUUGAGUGGCGCGUUGACUGACGUCCACGUUCAGGUGAAGAUGGACCACCACGCCGACCUGCUCUUCCUCUCUGACUUCUCGCCUGAGGAGAUCCGCUACCGUUUGAGCCACUACUUCAAGUUCAUGUUUGUGCGUGAGCCGAUGGCACGCCUGCUCUCUGCUUACCGGAACAAGUUCGGUGAGAUCAAGGCCUACCAGCACAAAUACGGCACGGAGAUUAUCCGGCGUUACCGGAAAGGUUAUGCAAAGAAUAACCUGAAAGUAGCUGGGGACGACGUGACGUUUGCGGAGUUUGUGCGCUACCUGCUGGACGAGGACCCUGAGCGCAUGAACGAGCACUGGAUGCCCAUAUACAACCUGUGCCAGCCGUGCGCUGUUCAGUAUAACUUUAUCGGCUCGUAUGAGAGGUUAGAGAGCGACGCGGCAUACGUGUUGGAGCGCAUCGGUGCGCCACAACACGUGCAAUUUCCUGAACGUCAGGCGUGGUAUAAACCUGUUACAAAGGAAACGUUGCAUUAUUAUCUAUGUACUGUUCCUCAGAAGCUGCUUCGGGAACUUUUGCCAAAGUAUAUUCUAGACUUUUCUCUUUUUGGUUAUCCUCUGCCCAACAUCACCACCGAGUACUGUCGACACUAGCAGAGACUUGACCUAAUAAUAGUCUUUUGUACAAAUGUAUAUCACAGCCGUUUCCUUUUAUGCAAUCUUUGAAGUUUCGGUAUUUUGAAUUUCCUGAUUGAAUUUUCUUCUACAUCAACAAGAGUUUGUACAGAAUUGGGAAUAUAUUUCACCUCUGACCUCUGAACGGUGUGUUUGACAGCUAUUUAAAAGAUUAACCACUAUUUAGCACUGGAACAGAGGCAAAGUUUCUAAUAACUGAAAUCUAUUUUUAUGGACACCAUAACUAAUAGUAUUUGCCACAUAUUUGAGGCAAUUCAAUUCAAGUUGUGCUGGGCACAAACAGACUUUUUUUUUUAAUAAUGCAUCAAUAAGCACAAGAAUUUUCAUUAUCAAGCAUUACACUUUCAAAUGUCAUUUAUGUAGCUGUUUUCCUUGGUGUAUUCAUUCUAGGAUUUAAAGAAAGAAAAAAAGACAUGGGGCAAGCAACAUGAUUCAGGGAUAGUAGAUCAGCGUUGUACAUGGGCAUGUUUCUCUGUGUUAGAAUAUCCAAAUGCCAUCUGAAAUUGUUCAUGCACCUUCCCAAGGGCCAACAUUAGAAACUGUUUCUGUUUGAAGCAGGAACAAAUAUCACUGUAAAUACACAUUUUAUAUAGUGGACACUAGCACUAUGCAAAUACUCCUCAAACACAUUAAGCCAUAUCUGGACAAAAAGAGUCCCAUCUUUGAGACUGUCUCGGCUUAAAUCCCUUAAAUAUGCAGUUUCACAACCAAAAAGGCUCUUUCCCUUUUGGUUGCGAAUCUGCAUUCUUAAGGGAUUCUAGCCAGAGGAAAUAUGGUGAAGUCUAUGGCUUAAGCUCAUGGUUAAAAUAAUCUCCAG
This is a messenger RNA of Ictalurus furcatus (blue catfish), 2105 nucleotides long. RefSeq names its product carbohydrate (N-acetylgalactosamine 4-0) sulfotransferase 14 (gene chst14). Bases 122 to 1246 code for a protein of 374 amino acids. Gene Ontology annotation, molecular function: sulfotransferase activity. Gene Ontology annotation, cellular component: membrane. NCBI's taxonomy places the organism in Eukaryota, Metazoa, Chordata, Actinopteri, Siluriformes, Ictaluridae. Gene Ontology annotation, biological process: dermatan sulfate proteoglycan metabolic process; carbohydrate biosynthetic process. The record is from RefSeq and is a predicted model, not a curated record. The transcript has 2 exons.